Molecule: messenger RNA, 960 nt
Organism: Fusarium sp. VM40
Lineage: Eukaryota; Fungi; Ascomycota; Sordariomycetes; Hypocreales; Nectriaceae
Source: the annotation of a GenBank genome assembly
AUGCCCUCCAUAACUGCCUCUUUUGUCUCACUUUACAUCAAGUGGAUACGCCAAAGCAAGGUAGUCUAUGACAGCGAGGAAAACACACAGAAAUCACUACAUGAGGGCUACAUUCGACCACAAGACUUCCAUCCCCCAACCAAUCUCGGCACAGAUAUCAACAUUGAUCGCGUCGAUCUGAAUGAAUGGCCGUUGUAUCAGAUAUCUGCAACAAUUCCUUCCUCGGAGAGUGAGCCUCGCAAAGCCCUCCUUUAUAUUCAUGGCGGCGCCUUCUUCCGAGAGAUUACACCCCAACACUGGAAUCUCACGGCCCAGAUUGCUCGCGAGACUGGCCUCGAUGUACUGGUUCCGAUCUACCCUCUUCUUCCAAUACCAGGAGCUACUGCCCAGAAGCUCGCGACCGGCCUUGUUGAAAUCUGCCGUACAUCUAAGCAGACUGUCGUGAGCAUGUGUGGUGACUCAGCCGGGGGAAUGCUGGCUCUUUCAUCUACACAGCUAUUGCGUGACACUGAGCCUGAACUCUUCGCUAAAAUGGAUUCUCUGAUCUUGAUCUCACCGGUUCUAGACGUCGGACUGGAUCAUCCCGAAGUCGUGCGUUUGUCUGAGGUCGACCCUUGGCUUGGCAUAAAUGGGCUACGCAGCAUCAUGCCAUUGCUGGCGGCAGAUCUCCCGAUGAAACAUCCCAUCGUCAGUCCCCUGUAUGGUAGCAUUGAGAACCUGCCACCUACGCUAAUACUUUCCGGCACUUACGAUAUGCUUUGCGCCGACGCAAGGCGGUUAAAAUCAAAGUUCACUGGGAAGGAUAUUGACGAGGCUCUGGCGGGCGGCAUUGAGACGGAUCGAUUUGUUUAUCUUGAGAAGGAGGAGAUGAUCCACGUGUGGCCGCUUCUGCCCCAUCCCGAAGGUGCCGAAGGACGAAAGCUUAUUUUCCAUUUUAUCAACAAAUACUCAGAGAAAUAG